AUGGCAGAUACCGCACAAAAAUCUCUUUCAAGAAGACUGUCUGUAGUCUCUACAACUUCUUCAACAAGUACAUUAUCAGGCAGGAAUCGUACUCACCAAGGCAAUUCUUCCAAUAAUGCUUCCGUAACUAACGAUCAGAAUGUACCCGAUUUCUCUUCAUGGUCACAACAAUCGCCUGUGAGAAGUACUUCUAGAACUUCACAAGGAGGGCAAACAUUGUCUCCUAAGAAAUCUAACGGUAAUCUGGUAAAAAAAACAAAGGAAGGGAGGAUGGAUAUGGGACUAUUAGAUACGACUCAUCUCGAUCAAUCAUCAACCCAAUCUUCAUCUCUUCAUUCACAUCUAUCUUCUCGCACAAAACCUAGUCGAAGGCAACUUAGCGACGAACAAAAUGAUGAUCGUACUGAUUCUUCAAGAAUUUCUCAAAAAGAAUAUAGAGCAAUGACAGAAAAUGUGUUAAAAAUAUUUAAGGAUCUAGAAAUGGUCGAACAUAAACUAGCUGACCAGACCAGUCAAGUAUUGGCAAAAAUGGAAAAAAGUUUUACUAGUCAAUCCGCUUCUCUUAGAGAAAGUGAAAGUGAUGAUGAAGAUUUACAAAGUAAAAUUGGUUAUUUAGGAAACGAUAAAUCUCGAAGUAUAAAUUCUACUAAACGUGUACCUUCAAAUCCCACUACACACAUAAAACCUUCUAUUAUACGACGUACAAGUCAAGAAGCUGUUAAAUCACCAGUCAUUUCAUCAUCAAUAACACAUUGGCCUAUUUCUCAUGAGUCGAGAAAAAGAACAAACACUUUAACUGAUGGAAAACAAAUUGGUCAUAUUAAAUAUGCUAGUGAGGGUAUUGAUUUGACAGCAAAUGGCCCGGUUGAGCCAACUGAUAAUAAAAAAUAUUUGAAGGAAUCACGUUCGGAUGAGAAACUUAAGAAUAAGAAGAAAGAUAAACGAAAAACUUUAGAUGUUUCUCUGCAAAUAAAAACUAGUGCAAUGGAGCAAUUAGAAAAAUUUGCUUCAAUAGAACGUGUGCGAAGAGGUAGUACUAUUAAUACUCCCCUUUCAUCAAAAUCUAAAAAUUCUAAUGAUUAUUCUGUAUCGGAUGAUGAUUAUAAUCCGAUAACUGGUCGAACACCUUCACCUCUGCUUCCUACCGUUUCUAAAUCAAAAACUAUGCCUAUAACACCACCACUGUCGGCUCUAACUUCGAGAUUACCACCACCAACUCCUAUUCGUAGUGUUAGUUAUAAUAGUACUUCAUCUCUAUCAAAGAACACUCAAAGUCUAAAAAAAUCAGAAUCUGAUAAUAAUUCGACAGUUAACUCUGAUAAUAUGAAAAAGCGAAAAUCAACAACUAGUGGAUCUAUGAAUUCUUCGAAUACAUCUCCACAAAAACCAAUCAAUAGUAGAACUACAACACCAACAUCUGGAAAACGGGAUUCACUUCCUCCACCCAUAAGUGAUUCACAGCUUCCACCACCGGUACCUGCUAUGCCAAGUUAUCUUCCUAAAUUAACAAAAGAUUCACCAAAAGCUCAUGAUGAUAUUCCUCCUAAAGAUAAAAUUUCUGAUACAAAGAAAAAAACAAGGUCGAGGGGUGCGAUAACCGGCCAACCGCAGACUGAUAGGAUAGUCAGAAGACAGGUUGGAAAAACACUUCCAGCAAAUAUGGCUGCUCCUGCUCAAUUGGCCGCUCUUACUUUACCACCUUUCAAUGUCACUGCAUUGCCUCCAAAUGUUAAAAUACCUACACAUUCCAAUCCUAAUCUCAAAUCAAAAACCCCCACCGCUCCUUUCAGGGUGUUAACAACCCCAACAUCAAAAAUUCCUACACCAACUCUGGUACCGUUAAAACCUGCCAAACUUGGUAGUGGUUUGUCAUCACCAAAUGGUAAAGGAAUUAUGUCGAGUUCAAAGGUAGCACCCUCAUCACCAAACGGAAGAAGCAGUAAACAGAGUCGAUCACAAAUAAAUAAUGGUACAGCGAUAAAUUCAUCAAAUGAACCUACAAGAACUACCCCAAAAAGGCGCCUAUCAACUGCUAUAUCUAAUAUGUUUUCAGGCAAUAAGAAUGGUAGUUCAUCAUCUGCAAAAACUCCGACAAAUAUACCUUCAACGACUGGUCGUAAACACCGCACAACUUCACACUCUGCUAGUGCAAAUUCCUCAACUACCAAUCUUCCUAAUUCGUCCUUACUCAUUCCUAGUUAUGGUGUUGAUGUGGAUUCUUCUUCUUCUGCUGCAAGUACGCCAGGUGGUUAUAAUAAUUCUACUCAAUAUGAUGAUAAUACGACAAGUGGUGAAGAUGAAACCACCUGCUUCAUACCAGAAUCUGAGAAAAACAAAAAAGAACGCGAGAGGGAACGAAAGAAACAAGAUGCCCGAACUAAAGGGUCUUUAGCUAUGAGUCCUCAUGUAGCUCUUAAAACUUAUGCACCAUCUUUAUCAUUAUAUGAACGUUCUGAAAUAUUAGACUAUCCUGAGGUUUAUUUCGUGGGUCCAAAUGCCCAAAAAGUCCCAUCUAGCCCCGAAUUGAGUGGUUGUAAUUUUGGUUUCGAUGAUGAGCGUGGAGACUAUAACGUAAUAAACAAUGAUCAUUUAUGUUAUCGUUAUGAAAUAGUUGAAAGUCUAGGCAAGGGUUCUUUUGGUCAGGUGUUGAAAUGUCUUGAUCACAAAACUGGAGAGUAUGUUGCUGUUAAAAUAAUUCGAAACAAAAAAAGAUUUCAUUGUCAGGCAUUAGUAGAAGUAAAGAUUCUAGAGUGCCUAAAUAGAUGGGAUCCUGAUGAUUCUCAUAAUAUCGUCCAUAUGGAUGAUCACUUUUAUUUCCGGAAUCAUUUAUGUAUUGUAUUUGAACUUUUGAGCAUGAACUUGUACGAGUUCAUAAAGAGUCAUGACUUCCAAGGAUUCAGUCUUGGCUUAAUAAAAAGGUUUUGCGUCCAGCUACUUAAUUCAUUGUCACUGCUACAAAAGCACAAUAUAGUACAUUGUGAUUUAAAACCGGAGAAUGUGCUCUUAAAACAUCCGACAAAGAGCAGCAUUAAAGUCAUUGACUUUGGCAGCAGUUGCUUUGAAAACGAAAAAGUAUAUACUUAUAUUCAAAGUCGGUUUUACCGAUCCCCUGAAGUCAUAUUAGGAAUGACAUAUAAUAUGGCAAUCGAUAUGUGGAGUUUAGGUUGUAUACUUGCUGAGCUAUAUACAGGGGAAGGUGAACAAGAGCAACUGGCAUGUAUAAUGGAGAUUCAAGGGAUCCCUGAGAGAUAUUUAAUAGAAAAGAGUACAAGAAAAAAGCUCUUUUUCGACUCAAAUGGAAAUCCACGUCCCGUUGUAAAUUCAAAAGGUAAACGUCGGCGGCCUGGAACGAAGACGUUGCAGAAUGUUUUGAAAUGUCAAGAUGAAGUUUUCUUGGACUUCAUAUCACGCUGCCUGCAUUGGGAUCCUGAGAAACGAAUGAAGCCGGAUGAAGGUCUCAUGCAUGAAUGGAUAACUGAUGUGAAACUUAGUACCAGGAACUAUCUUACAAACUACGAUUUAAUGAGGCGACAGAGCCCAACGUCAUCUUCUCAUCCAUCAUCAAGUAGUAGUCUUUCGAUGAGACAAGCUAACACCUCCUCGUCUAGCGUAGCUCGUGGAGCAUUGAGCUCACAGCAAAUUUCACACAGCACACAUAAAUCUCAGACUUCUACUUCGAAUCAGAAUCACCUGGUUCCCGGCCAUCCACCAACACGCAGGAGCCUUGAUGCACAAAUACGUAGUAAUGGUACGAGGCAUCAAUAUGUCACAUCCAUUCCGAUGUCCUUAUCUGCUCGAAGCGGGAAAUCCUAA
Dentiscutata erythropus is the source of this 3813-nucleotide messenger RNA. NCBI's taxonomy places the organism in Eukaryota, Fungi, Glomeromycota, Glomeromycetes, Diversisporales, Gigasporaceae. The record is from the annotation of a GenBank genome assembly.